Wasmannia auropunctata (little fire ant) is the source of this 2107-nucleotide messenger RNA. Its product is annotated as putative DNA helicase INO80. The record is from RefSeq and is a predicted model, not a curated record. The transcript has a single exon. NCBI's taxonomy places the organism in Eukaryota, Metazoa, Arthropoda, Insecta, Hymenoptera, Formicidae. Bases 391 to 1068 code for a protein of 225 amino acids.
GCUCAGUUUAAUCUCGUGGGCAAGACGACCUAAUCAUCUUGGCGAGGAAAAGAAGCUGUGAUCGAGCUAUCGAUCGAAUAAAAAAGAUAAAUACAGCCAAGUUGUAAAUAUCGGUCUAAAGUUAACCGAAAAUAUCGAGUAACGAGUGUCUCUCUGUGUAUGACAGUCUAUCGAUCAAUCUCGACUUCAAGAUUCAUUCCCACGAUCCCGCGCGCAGUGGUACGCGCGUAUAAAACGUGAAUUGAUCCACAAAAUUCACAGACGACAAAUCCACACGCAGGUGGUAUCUGUCAUUGGUGGUGUCUAUACCUUUCUUCGGACAUAUCUAUAUUGUUUCAUGUAAGAGCGUAUAGUCUCAAGUGUCAACUCACGAGUCAAAUAUCAAAUGACAUGGAGUCCGCGCAACUGACUGAUGAUUUGAACGAUCACCUACAGCACCAUCAUCGAUAUCACUAUCAUCAUCAUCAUCACCAUCGAGGUAGAACGCCCGUGAGUGAGAUCGGUGACGACGAAUGCAGCACCGACAGCGGCUGCAGCAGCGGUGGCAGUACCGGAAGCGGCAAACGUCUGUCGCGGCGGGGUAGCAUCAGUGAACGAUUGUGCAGAUCCAGCAGGUCUCCGAGAAUACAUUGCUACCCAGAGCGGCUGCGAGGACGACCGACGCGGUCGCAGGAGCGGCUUAGCACUAGCGUGCAGAGAUCGUCGGAACGCACUUGGAGCCCUCCCGAGGACAUCAGGAGUUUACAUCGUGCAGGUGGUGUCUCGCCCUCGUCGUACUCUUCCAGUCCCUCAGAUGCGCACAGCAGUAGCGAUAGCGAUUCCCUCAAAAGACCCUCCACCGCGGAAACUUUACGACGGGCUUUUCAAAGUCUGAAGAUCACCUCAUCCAAGUGGGAUAGCAACAAGGAGAAGAAGCACGCGAAGAAGAGCCCGAAGAGGAUUUUGCGUAGUCCAGUACCUUAUAUAUAUGUGCGAGGACCGUCCGGUCUACCCACUCAAAGGAUUCCUCGAAAUUCCAGCUUUCAGCAGCAAACCGCGAUACAGCCCUGCUCCUACCAGGAUCUGUGAUUGAUCUGCGUCAAUAGAUAUCGACACAUAGAUGGACAAAUUUGUAGAAAAUAUCAUGAGUUCCAUAAAUAUUGCAACGCAAGACCAUCAAGAUACUCGGUCAGAAGAAAUUAAAAAAUUAAGUUAAUGAAAUAAAACGCGCGAUUGAACGUUGCUUUUUGAUCAUCGUGCUUGCAAUAACAUAUCUUGUCCUCGUCACGACAAUUAUAUAUAUUACCUUUACUAAAACAAUGAAUUCGUGAAUUCGCCCGCAGGACUCAGAAAAAGAUAUCCGUAAUUUCUAAGCUCCUUCUCUAAUUCCUUCUUUAUUCUUUUUCUCACUCGUCGUUUGUUCGACCACGCAAUUAAUUUCAUGAUGCGAUUUACACGACCACCGCGAAACUUUUCGAGACAAGUUUUUCUCUUUCAAGUAGUAUAAGUCAAGUGUAACGCCGACUUAACAUGAAUUUGUUCGAAUCAGCGAGAAAAGAAAAAAAAACGCUAAGAAAAGCAAAAGAAAGACAAUGAAUGUAAAAAGAGAUUAUAAAGUUAAAUUAAAUAUACGAUUGUAUUGGCUGCAGAUGAUCCUCGAUACCAGAAGCAGAACUUAUUUGCGUAUUAUCAAUUUACGAAGAAGUAAACAAAAAAAAAGAAUAUAUACUCGAUCUCGAUCGUUGAUUAUUUUCUGACUUACUAGUUCUGAAUUAGAAUAUCAAGAAAAUAAGAUAAACUUUCAUGUAUUUAGAAUAGUCCGCGCGACAAUUUCUAUAAUACUUGCUUACUCUUUUGCAAUAUUUUUUUUACUACAAAACUUUACCGUAUUAAUCGCCGUAGACUAUUUAUUAAAGCCAAAAUACUUAUGUUACGAUAUAUGCACACAUAUAAAACUAUAUAGUCACUUAACUCAAUUAGACAUUUUUCUCUAGUCUGACUAAUGUUCUCUAUUAUUUAGCGCAUGCAAGAUGUUUAGGAUGUACGAGCGUGCAGACUGAUAGGUUUAAUGUAUAUUAAUUUAUACUGUCAUCAUUUAUCUGUAUAAAGUUAUGCAAAGUUUUAUUAA